Molecule: messenger RNA, 2839 nt
Organism: Herpailurus yagouaroundi (jaguarundi)
Lineage: Eukaryota; Metazoa; Chordata; Mammalia; Carnivora; Felidae
Exons: 5
Coding region: 1-1371 (456 amino acids)
Source: RefSeq, a predicted model, not a curated record
AUGCCCGGCCGGGUGGAACAGCGCUCCGCCACCCGGCCUCGCACGCCGUUCCGCGCACGUCCGAGCUUAUCCGAAGACAGAUCCCCAGAACUCCGGGGUCGAAGCGCUCGCGUCGCCGUGAUGUGGGCAGCAGCUCCGGACUCGGCCCGGAAUCAGAUGCUAGCCGACUUCGCGCCUGCCAGGCGUCUGUCACAGCGCCGCUGCCCUGCGACCCCACCAGGGACCGAGGUGACGGAGCCGUCGUCAUCGCCGCUACGUAGCACUCCGCCCUAUGAAACUCAGGAACGGCCCGUCACCCCAGAAAAGUUCGCAGGUGCCCCCGGCCGAUGCUCGUCCCCCCCACAGAGGCUAAAGUCAGCUUCCUCUGCUGGACGUGACUUCGCUCUAGAAACUCACGCCAAGGAGACUCCUUGGCCUCGGAGACGGGACGCGGAGUCAGAGUGGCCUGAGCCCUCUGAACACGGGGACCUCGGGUGCGGAGCCCCGCAGAGAGAGGGUGUGGGGUCCUGGGCGAGGCGGGGCGGGGGCACAGACACCCCCUCCUCCCUUCCUGGCCCUGGCUGGGGGCGGGGGGGGGGCAGAUGGAAGAAACUGGGUGUACCUGACGCUCUGCAGGGGACAGGGCCGAGGGGCCGAGGGGCCGAGGGGCCGAGCCCUGGGCCGCAGCCGGCGCGGGGUGAGGCUCAGGUGUGGAGGCUGUGGGCAGGGCGGGGUCAGAGCCCAUGGGGUGCCCGGCACAUCGGAGGACAGAAUGGGACCUCGCCGAACCUACGGGAGCACGGCAGCGGCUCGCUCGGACGGGGCCUCCGCACUCUUCUGGAACACCGCUGGCUAGGGGUUGGAUUGCGUCUCUCCAAAACGCCUCUCCAAAAACCCGAACGCCCGGCCCCUCAGAAGCCCCAGAACUCCGAGGAGAUAAACGAGUGCCGUGGGAGCCGCCCGGUGCGCGCUGCUCUGUCCCGGUGGCCUGAGCUCGCCACGCAGCGGCGGACAAGCCAGCGACAGGAAGGCACGGCUGGGUUUCUGCACACAGGCUUUUGUUCAAAUUGCUGGAAACGUCAUUUGGUCCCGAUCAGGGAGGUCGCCAGCGUGCAGAUGGCCAGCACUGCGCCCUCCACUUGCGAGUUGGUCCAGACUUCAGGGGUCCGUUUCUGUGGGGAUCUGCUGGAGGUGACGAUGCAGGAGGAGCUGGAGGCGGAGGCGCCAGACCCUUCCACGUGCCUCGGUUUACCAUCCAGCCAGUGGGUCAGGCUGGGUGGCUCCAGCCUGCGAGGAACCGAGCUGGCAGCCUGGGUGACAGACCGGGCAGCGGGCUGGGUGUGGACACAGCUUGGCAGCGCUGGGCCGGCGGGAAGGACCCUGGAAGCCUGAGCCCCGGUCGGCCCCUCCCCCACCCCCCUCCCCUGCCUGGUUAGCAUGGCAACAGCCUCCUCCCUGGUUCCGAGAGGGCCGCUGAGUCACGGGCCCAACUGGGAACAUGACAGGGUCCCCCUGCAGGACAGUGGCUCCGGUCCAGGAGGAAGGCUCAGUGGGAGGCAGGCUGCGUGGGGGAGGGGAGGCACCAGGCACCACCUCUGAGAAGCGACGAGCUGCGGUUGGGACGACCGGGGACGGGUCGGGCCUCAAUGUCUAGCCACAAACACAGCAGGCUUUUCAGCACCAGCUCAGCUGAGCACCACCUCUGGGGACCCCUUGGUCCCUGCCCUGCCCCUGGGUCUGUCUGCUUCCGCUCUUCCUGCCCUGCCCCUGGGUCUGUCUGCUUUGGCCAGAGCGAGGCUUGGCCUGCACGUGAGGCCAUGUGCUCCUCUGCCCCGGGCCCAGGGACGUGCUGAGAGCCUCCAGCUUCCUGCUCCCACGCGAGGGCCGGGCAAGGGCUGGGGCACCCACCCGAGCCCACCUGCCAGCUCUGAUCUGGCUCAGGGCUCCAGAGCCGCCCCCAGCCCCCCACCCCUGGGGCCAGGCCCACCAGCACUGCCCAGAUCCAGGCCUCUGAGGGCCCAGCCCCACCCUGAGGGAGGUGGGAGGCACCGGAGUUACCGUGGGAGGACAGAGGGCAAGGGGCAUGUGGGGGGGGCACACGGGAGUUGGGGUUGCCUCUGAAAGGCGGGUGGACGGGAGGACCCAAGACCAGAGUGUCGGGAGGAGCCUCAGAUCCAAGCUCCAGGGCCUGUGGCUGCCCAGCAGGGGCCCCCUUUGACACCCCCUCCCCCCGAAGAAGUUUGAGGCCUGUGACCGGGUCCCAGCCUGCAUCCUGUUCCCCUCACUCAGGGCAGUGGAGGCGACCCAUCCACAGCCCUGCCCUGGCCCACACCCCCCCAUGGGGCACAGCAGGUGAUGCCACCUGAGACAGGGCCCCCCCGAGUGGCCGCUGCCCACCGGGACCCUCCCCCGCCCCCCGCCCACCCGACCAGCAGCGCCCACACCUCACGCGCACACCCCGGUCCCCAGGAAUAAUCCUGCCCAUCUCCACCUGGGGCGGACUUUAUUACCACGGUCAUCAUCAAGACGAUCAUGUGAACACAGGGAGACAGCGCCGGUUUCCAGACUGUUGUGGCAGGCGGGGGCGUGCAAAGGAAACCUCCCGCCAAACGCUACGCACAAACAACUGUCCUCUGGGUCACCGGGAGCCGUCACCCCAGGGGCAGAGCAGCACGAGGCCGUGAGGAGGAGGCUGGACCAGCCUGCGAGGACCCCACCCGGCAGGCUCCCCUCGAACUGCACCUGCCCGCGCCUCUAAUACACGUUCCCACACAAUCAGGGCGUUAAAUAUACAGAGAUUUCGUCGGAACUGCGUUGGUUAACAAAUAAACUCACCACCUCUCUUUACAUUAACUUCACA